This is a messenger RNA of Lycium ferocissimum, 1863 nucleotides long. RefSeq names its product berberine bridge enzyme-like 18. Lineage: Eukaryota; Viridiplantae; Streptophyta; Magnoliopsida; Solanales; Solanaceae. Bases 116 to 1738 code for a protein of 540 amino acids. The record is from RefSeq and is a predicted model, not a curated record. Gene Ontology annotation, molecular function: FAD binding; oxidoreductase activity. The transcript has a single exon.
AUAUACAGUCCAUCAAUUAUUGAGAAUUUGGUUUGACUGUUCAAACAAAACAAACAAUUGUUCUUGCUGCAGCAAGUUAAUUUGGGGAUUAUAUGCAAAACCAUUUAGCAUCAAGAUGGAGAUUUCUAACACAUUAGCAUUCCUUCUCCUUCUUUCACUAUUCCUUUUUUCUUCAUGUAUUGCUUCAGUAAAAAGUAGUCGUGAUGAUUUUCUUGAAUGCCUUUCUCAUCAAAUAAAGAACUCAAGCUCAAUAUCCCAAUUCAUUUACACCCUGGAGAACUCAUCAUAUUCUACCAUUUUGAAAUCCUACGAAGGAAAUCCAAGGAUAUCGUUAGAUGUCAAACCAUUCGUCAUUUUCACUCCUUUUGAUGAAUCUCAGAUCCAAAUAGUUGUACAUUGCUCAAAGAUACAUGCCUUACAGAUCAGAAUACGCAGUGGUGGACACGACUAUGAAGGCCUUUCGUUCGUUUCUGACACUCCUUUUGUCAUCGUUGAUCUUCGAAACCUAAGAAAAAUCUCCAUUGACACAAUAAACAAGACUGCUUGGAUCCAAGCUGGUGCGAACCUAGGAGAACUUUACCAUAGCAUUGCAACGAAAAGUAGGACUCUGUCUUUUGUCGCGGGGUCCUGCCCUACAGUUGGUGUUGGAGGACACUUUAGUGGCGGAGGCUAUAGCAUGAUGUCUCGAAAGUAUGGCAUAGCUGCUGAUUACAUCAUUGAUGCUAAAAUAAUUGAUGUAAAAGGAAGAAUUUUAGAUCGAAAUUCCAUGGGAGAAGACCUAUUUUGGGCUAUUCGAGGAGGUGGAGGAACUAGCUUUGGUAUCAUUGUCUCGUGGAAGGUGAAGCUACUUGAUGUUCCUGACAAGGUGACUGCUUUCAAUGUAACACUAUCUCUAGAACAAAAUGCAACUCAACUAAUCUACAAAUGGCAACAUAUUGCUCACAAGGUUGAUAACAAUCUUCUCAUUAGAAUCUUCAUAACAACAUAUGGGAAGAGCUUUUUUCAAGUCUCCUUUACAGCGAUGUUUGUCGGACAAAUCAAAGAACUCCUUCACGAAAUGAGAAAGAUUUUCCCUGAAUUAGGGGUGUCAAAAGAAGAUUGUGUUGAGAUGAGUUGGAUAGAAUCUAUUCUCUUCUUUGCUCAUUUCCCAGGAAGUGAGUCACCUGAUGUUUUACUAAACAGGACUGCCAAUACUGAUCCAUUAUCUUAUAGUAAAUCAAAGUCAGAUUAUGUCCAGCAGGUUAUCUCCAUGAAUGGUCUAAAAAGUAUAUGGAAACUAAUUCAAGAGGAAGAAACUACGGUUCAACUGCAAUUCAGCCCUUGGGGAGGAAAGUUUAACGAUUACUCAGAAUCCGAAACUCCCUUCCCCCAUAGAGCUGGGAACAUAUUCAUGAUCCACUAUCAGGUGAUUUGGGAAGAAUUGGCAAGUUCUCAGAGAUAUAUAGCUUGGACUCAGAAACUUUACCGAUACAUGUCUAGGUAUGUUUCUAAGUCUCCAAGAGCGGCAUAUAUCAACUAUAGGGAUCUUGAUUUGGGAGUGAACAACAAAGGGAUUACAAACUAUGCACAAGCAAGCAUUUGGGGAAUGAAAUACUUCAAGAACAACUUCAAAAGAUUGGUACAAGUAAAGACCAAAGUUGAUCCAGCAAAUUUCUUCAGGAAUGAACAAAGUAUUCCUCCUUUAUCUAGAGAGAAGCUUAGCGCGAUAAUAUUCAAGCCUACAACAAAUGUUUUCUAAAUAUUUUGCCUAGAUAUUUAUUACAACUAGUUACCAGAGAAGUAUGUAUUAGUAUUUAUGAAAUAAAUGAAAAUAUCCCUAACUUAUGAUUCAACCAAAGGGCGUAAAAUUUAUCCGACUCCAUA